AAACAUAUUGGUCACAAGGAAGACGUACAAGUGGUUAGAAAAUGUUACGUCGGUUGAAAACAGUUUCUUCCGCCCUAUCCCGGCACAGAGCAGUUAGCACUUGGUCACCGCUGACUACCGCUUUUAACACUCGUCCUGAGAAAAGGAUCAAUUUCACCAAAAAUGAAGUGGGUUUAUUUGGAGUGCCCGAGCUCACAACAUACGAGGGUUUCUAUGUGCUUAAGGAGAAGGCAAUGUUCAAGACGGACGAUCUCAUCGAGGAAGCAACUUCGGCUGAUCGCACUCGGAAGAUGGUGACCAUAUUCGACGAGCUUUCCGACACCCUAUGCAAGGUGGCCGACCUGUCUGAGUUCAUUCGGUUGGCACACCCGUCACCAAACUUUUGCCACGCAGCCGAAGAUGCUUGUAUCACGAUUAGUGGAAUCGUAGAGAAACUGAACACGCAUAAACCGCUCUAUCGCGUCUUGAGAGCAGUUGUCGACCAGGGUGACCGGCUAGAGACGACCGAUGUUGAUAAGCAUGUGGCGGAACUUUUCCUCUUUGACUUCGAGCAGUGCGGUAUUCAUUUAGAAGAGGCAGCACGUCAACGAGUGGUGCAUCUGAACGAUUGCAUUUUGCAGUUCGGCCAGCGCUUUAUGGCUGGUGCCGUCCACCCGAGAAGCAUCUCGAAGAAUGUUCUGCCCGAAAACAUCCGUCAUUUCUUCUCGGCAGAUGGAGAGAAUGUCCUCGUAUCCGGAUUAUACGCCGAUUCCGCCAACAGUAUGGCCCGUGAAGCGGCUUACCGUUUGUUUCUCUACCCGGACGCCCAGCAGGAGCAUCUGCUGUCGGAAAUGUUAAAGUCCCGGCAUGAACUGGCGACCAUUUGCGGCUUUCCAACAUAUGCGCACCGUGCCCUGAAGGCCAGCACGGUAGAAACGCCCGAAAUGGUAGGCCAGUUCUUGGACGAGCUUAACGAACAAUUGCGACCACGUGCUGCAAAAGACUUCGUCGUGAUGCAGCAGAGGAAAUCGGCCGAAUGUGGCUUCGAAAAUCCGUUGGCACCGUGGGACACGCCAUACUUUACGUCCUCGCUGAAGCGCAACUAUCUGCAGGCAAAUGCGUCCGAGUUUUCGCCCUACUUUAGCCUGGGAGCCUGCAUGGAAGGGUUGAAUCUGCUGAUGAACAGUUUGUAUGGCAUCACGCUCAAAAACACCGAAAUGGGACCAGGCGAGUCGUGGUCGAGCGACAUCUACAAGCUGGCAGUCACGCACGAAACGGAAGGCCUGCUCGGAUACAUCUACUGCGAUCUAUUCGAGCGCCAGGGCAAACCCAACCAAGACUGCCAUUUCACCAUCCAGGGUGGCAAGGUGAUGCCGGACGGUAGCUACCAGAAUCCGAUCGUCGUCGUCAUGCUGAACCUGUCCUCUCCGCGCUGGUCUGGGCCGACGCUGCUGACACCCUCGAUGGUGGACAAUCUGUUUCACGAAAUGGGCCACGCCAUGCACUCGAUGCUGGCUCGCACCGAGUACCAGCAUGUGACCGGAACGCGCUGCAGUACCGACUUUGCCGAAGUACCCUCGGUGCUGAUGGAGUAUUUCGCUUCCGAUCCGCGAGUGUUGCGGUCCUUUGCGCGCCAUUUUCAAACGCAAGAACCGAUGCCGGAGGAAAUGCUGGAACGACUAUGCGUCUCGAAAAUUCUCUUUGCAGCGAGUGAAUCCCAGCUGCAGGUGUUUUAUUCCGCGUUGGACCAAGUUUACCACGGGAACCCGGAACAGCACGGCAAAAGCACUACCGAAACACUGCAUGCAGUGCAGGACAAGUAUUACGGUUUACCCUACGUCGAAAAUACAGCCUGGCAGUUGCGGUUCUCACAUCUAGUUGGCUACGGUGCGAAGUAUUACUCCUAUCUCAUAUCGCGUGCCGUAGCUUCCUGGAUCUGGCAGACGUACUUCGAACGGGAUCCCUUCAGCAGGACGCAAGGAGAAAAGUACCGCCGUGGAUGUCUAGCUUACGGCGGUGGCAUCCCUAGCCGCCUACUGGUAUCGAACUUUCUCGGUCGGGAAAUUACGCCAGCCAACUUGACGUCUAGUUUAAUCAAUGAGAUCGAUAUGUAUAGCGAGCGGUUGAGAAGUAUCGAUGGUCGCUUUCGGUAGGUAGGAAAUAAACCGAUCCGUUAGCUAAAGGGGGUCGUUCUUCAAAAUACAAUAGAUGUGAUAAUGUGAACCGUUUUGUAAAAUAGACACGUGAAACC
Molecule: messenger RNA, 2230 nt
Organism: Anopheles coustani
Lineage: Eukaryota; Metazoa; Arthropoda; Insecta; Diptera; Culicidae
Product: mitochondrial intermediate peptidase
Exons: 3
Coding region: 42-2132 (696 amino acids)
Biological process (GO): peptide metabolic process
Cellular component (GO): mitochondrion
Molecular function (GO): metalloendopeptidase activity
Source: RefSeq, a predicted model, not a curated record